Rotaria sp. Silwood2 is the source of this 1884-nucleotide messenger RNA. The record is from the annotation of a GenBank genome assembly. NCBI's taxonomy places the organism in Eukaryota, Metazoa, Rotifera, Eurotatoria, Philodinida, Philodinidae.
AUGAGUUCUUCGACAUCGAGUCGAUAUCGAGAAUCAGCUGCAGUGACAGCACCAACUAAAGUUCAUGAUCAACACAGCACGUCGUUUGCUGAAGAACAUGCACUUGAUGCUAUUGCUAAAGAAGCCGAACUUCGUUUGCAAAAUCAACGUGAACAAAAUCGUGAAGCGCGUCAAUUACGACAUAAAGAAUUAGAAAAAAAAGCACGAGAUGAUGAUGGCGGAGAUUCAACAUCAACUCCGGUUACUCCAUCGACACCUAUGAGUUCAAGUCGGUCUCGUAUAAUGAAUAUUGAUGGAACAAAUAAUAAUGCUAUGGGAGCGACAACAAAUUCAUUAUUAUUACAAAAAUUUCUUAAUGGCGAUACAGAUCUUCGCUCAAUUGAGCAACGUGAUUUACGACGUCUUUUAAGUGAACUUGAAACAAAAUAUAAAACAUCGAUGAUUGCAAAUUCAAGCAUGUAUAAUGAAAAACAAGCAUUACGGUAUCAAGUUGAUACAUUUAAAGAUAUAUUAGAUGAACAUUAUGAAACAUUAAAUCAAGCUAAAAGACAACUCAAAGAAAAAAGCAAAGAUUUUGAUCUUCAAAAACGAACUUUAACUGAACUUCAACGGGAACAUAAUCAAUUAAAAGAAAUUCUAGCACAUCGAGAAAAAUUAAUUCAAGAAUCUGGAAUGCAAUUAUUAAUUGGUGAUGAAGUUGUUCGAAAUAACAGUGAAGAAAAAUUAUCAUCUGUUUUUCCAACUGGUAUUGUUUCUCAAGAAACAUUAGCAUUACUUAAUUCACUUGGAAAAGGAUCUAUUGAUGAAAAAUUAAAAAGAAUUUUAAAUGAAAAACGUGAACAAUUUGAACAAAUUGUUAAAUUAAAAUCUGAAUUAGAUGAAGAAAAAACUCGUUUACGUACACUUGAAAAACAAAUACCAAAAUUCAAUGAUACAAAUCAAAAUGUUAAUAGUCAAACAGAUUCUGAACAACAAAAACAAUUAACCAAAGAAAUAACAGAUUUAAAAAAUCGUUUACAACGUUUAGAAGCUGAUAAUUUAUCAUUACAACAAGAAAAUAAACGAUAUGAUGCUCAACUUAAACGACAUAAACAACAAACAGAUGAUGCAGAACGUGUUGAAGAAGAUCUAAAACAAGAACGAAGACGAUUACAACGAGAGUAUCGUGAUAUGAAAUCACGAUAUGAUGAUUUACUAUUGGAAAAUCAACGUUUACAAGAUCGAAUUGAUUCAAUGGAAUUUGUUCGAAGAAAUUAUAAUUCAUCAUCACGACAACAUAUAAAUUCGUCAGCAAGUGGAACAAAUUCAUAUUUACCUCCAACACCAUCAAAUAGAUCUGCACGUGGUCCAUCUGUUUCUCGUUUUACAUCUGUUGAACGAGAAAUGGAUUUACCAAUUCCACCACCAUAUAGAUCACGUGAACCAUCUGUAGCUCGACGAAAUUCACGUGAUUAUUCAAAUGAUCGUUGGUCAACAAGACGAGAUUCAUCAUCAAUGAGUCAAUAUGGUGACAAUGAAUAUACAACGAGUAAUAAACGUCGACCAGAUCGUUGGUCGGCUGCGAAUUCUCCCAAAACGAGUUCACCUAAUUAUAAUUUUUCAUCACUACCAGGUAGAAUCUACCUGCACCUUCGCGUCGCACGUGAAGACUUAGAAAAUGAACGUACACGCAGCGAUGUUCUACAACGUGAGAAUGAACGUUUGCGUACAUUACGUAAAAAAACUUUGCUCAAUAAUACUGAGGAUAAUCUUGUUGUAUCAGCAAUAGUUUCAAGAUCACAUACAAAUUCACCAUUACCACCAGCUAUUUCUUCUUCUUCAUCUUCAUCUAUUUCAACUUCAUAUGAUCUUCAAUUAAAUCCUUCAAUACAUGAUCCUACUUAA